Molecule: messenger RNA, 1771 nt
Organism: Chiloscyllium plagiosum (whitespotted bambooshark)
Lineage: Eukaryota; Metazoa; Chordata; Chondrichthyes; Orectolobiformes; Hemiscylliidae
Source: RefSeq, a predicted model, not a curated record
CCUGCUGAGGUUCUCCAACAAUUUGUUUUUGUUUCUGAUUUCCAACUUGCGCAGGUUUUUGGUUUUAUCUUUUACAUCCAUCCUUUUAUUAUUCACUUGUGAGAUGUGGGCGUUGCUGACUGGGCCAGCAUUUGUUUCCCAUCUCUCAAUGGCCUUGUAAAAGUGGGACAGCAGAAGAUUGAGUUGCCAGUAACGGAAAAUAUUCAGACUAUCCCACCACCGUACAUAAUACGGAUGAUCCUGGUCUACGUUCGAACACCCUGCCACCUGCAGUCUAUUUCCAUCGAGCGACUCAAUAACAUUCUGCAAUCUCCUUACUUUUUCUUUGACACAAUUUACAUUCACAACGGCACUGAGGAAAUGGACGAAGACUCCAGCUGUAAGGAAGUUUGUUUGUUUUUCAAUAACCUGGACACAAAGGGGACCAGCUACAAGUAUGAUGUGUCACUCGCUGGACAGGCUGUGGAACUGCACAACUGCAUGGCCAAGUUACUCGCACACCCGCUGCAGAGGCCAGUCCAAAUGCAUGCGGUUUAUAGCCUGCUUGAAGAUGAGGAAGGAGUAGAAGUAGAAGCAACUGUUUGACAGGGGAACAUGACAAGGGAAGUGAACUAAGAUUCUCUCUCUAUUUGUACAUUAGGAAAGUUUCUGUGUGGGUCAGGGUGAUUACGCUGUCUUGGUUACAGUUGACGUGCAAGUGUUUACUCCAGAGAAACUCAGAUCCUUAAUAAAUCUGAGUGUUCCUUCAGUUGAAUCGUCAAUAAUGCACAUUCAACUUUAUCAUGAAGCUGUUUCGUCCCUUCUGUUCCAAGUGGAUUAUUCUGACUUUAUGGGUUGAACUAAUGACACUUUCCUAUGAAACUGGAGAUCAGCAUGGUUGAAACAGUGCUGCUGCUGAGUAUCGUUGGUAAAUUGGCAUCAAAACAUAAUGGGACAGAUUUUCACAAAUGAGUGCACUCCAACACUGGUAAUCUGGAUUAUUCCCCGACGAAUGCAGCCACCUCACCCCAGCUCUGUCUAGGGUUACACAGUAAUGGACCUCUAUCUAUAAUGCUGUAGAAGAAGAGCAGUAGAGUGCAGACCAGUCUCUAGUCCAAUGUUUAUCCCUUAAUCAGCAUCAAUAAAAAUACAGAUAUCCUGCCUCCUGUCAUAUAGCUGACGGAAUGUUGUGCUCAAAGUGGCUGCCACAUUUCUGCACAUGAAAACAGUGACUGUGCUUGAAUGGCUGUAAACGAGUUUUAUAUAGGUGCCUGAUCCUGUAAUUCCAGUGAAUUCUGGCUUUGGCUAGAUAUGUCAUUUAGUGCCACAUUGGGUACUCGUGCAUUGAAGGGCUUUCUUUGCUGUCACAUUAAGAGGUUGAGCCGUGGCAUGAAGAGGAUCUUCACUUCCCUGUAGACAGAUUAUGAUGGAACGCUUUGCCUUCAGGAUCUUCUCCAGAGAUUUGAGCUCAUAACCUCACUGUGUCAGGUUAGGACAUGGUAUUCAACCAGGAUCUUGUCUGCUGAUUCCAAUUGAUGUUCAAGAUUUAAUGGGACUAUUGGACAAAGACCACGGGGGCCUCUAACAUCUGGCUCACUCUUAAAGCAUGUAAACUGGCCGAUGUGCCAUUCCAAUGUGUUUGUGACAGUACUGUGUGUCAUGGCUGCUGUGUUGACAAACUCAUUAGACGUGAAGGGUUUCAAAUGGUUUAAACCACACAAUUGUGUUGAAGGAAAACAUUCAUUGCUAAUUUCUGUUUGCUCUUAACAAGGAAAUAAAGUUACUGAAAGUG